CUUCUCGAUCAUGAACCGAGAUUUGCCCUCCGAGCCUGUCCCAUCGGUAUCCUUGCUAGUUGGCCGAACUAUUGGUAGUCGCAUCAACCUCUUGCCGGAAGAUUUCAAACCUGGAAUAGACGACGUGAUUUGUGGAAGGGGGAAGAAAUGUUACAGUCACAUUGGAAAUGAGCGCUUUCGGCAAAGAGUAUUAGGGAUGUUAGAUAAGUAUUCUCAGGCUCGAUCAAAAUUGGAUAAAUCGAGCGUGCUGAAUGAUGUUGUCGAGCAAGUGCGGAUAGCAAGUCCAAGAGGAGGAUUCAUUAAACAAGACGAAGCAACUCGUCGCUGGUUUGAAGUUGGUGAUUUUCUCGCAAGAGAGAAGACUUCCCAGACUUUCCGCGACGCUCUACACGAGCACUACAAGUCCAGUAGUGUAGCAAAAAAGAAGCGGAGACAGAAGGAACAAGCAAAAGUAAGCGAGAAGUUGCAAAGGGGCGGCUUGGCGGAUUUCAAGCAACAGGAUCCAUCUCGCAGCAGCUCGGAUUCAUACUUGGCGUCGGCGAAUGAAGAUCAGGCUGCUUUGGGCAUCUUGGCCCGAUUACAUCAGCUUUCCGAGUUGCGAAAGGAACAUGCUAGCUUAGGAUUAGCAGCUUCAAUGUAUCGCCUGUCCAGCCAUAACACAAAGGCACACCCCCGGUUUUCAAAUUGUUCAUUCCAAAGAGCUUCCCCUGAAACCCAGUCAGGUGGAAUUUCGAUGCAUGCUUCUAGCGAGGAACCAUUUAAAAGUCGGUUUGACGACCGUGGAAAUCUUCGCCGAAAUGCUCAGCGAUCUUUUUCGCUUCCGUCAUCUCCACAAACACUUCCUACAUAUGGUUUUGAUCUUGAACUGGAUUGGCUCAGUCACUCUCUUCCAACAGUGCAGUUUCCUCGAAAUGAAGCAACAGAUGGAAUGGAAGCUAUACAUCACACUUUGCCCCAGCCAAGUUACACCGACCAUAUUUCACUUGCUUCCUGGUCCAACCAACAGGCACUGGUAUCACCCCCCAGCUUCCCACAUUAUGCUUCGUUCGGAAAGCCGAAGUUGUUAGCGAAUAUUAAGCUUCCUCCAGUAGGAGAUGGAAUUUCGAAAGACUUGUUGAGUUCGCUGGAGAAGUUAACAGAACCUUCUUUCGGCGAUUGCAAUCCGUUUGAGCCUAUUCCGCUGACUCCAAUUGGAGAUUUGAAAAAACCUGACAACCUUGAUCAGGCUGCUAAAGUGCAAGGGACUCCGCUGGUGGAAGAUCCUAUUCUGACAGAUACAUCGCAAACACAAAAAACGUCCUUGGAAAGGAAUAGAUCGGCAUUUUUGAGAAAACAAAAGAGGAGGCAACCAUGGGGCGGUGGGCACCACACAGCACAAAUUGCUACUUUCUCUGGACGACGCGAACUACAAAAGGGUGCCGACGAGACUUUUAUUUCGUCAUCCUUUGGAUUUCAGCAUGUUUGUCAUCGACGUGAAUACUGGUGCCGUAGCUGACCAUUUGACUUAUCUUAUGAUAGCUUACAAUCAAUGUCAAAAUACGACUGAGAUAUAAUUCUCAUUAGUAUGGCGUUUUCUAUUAAAAGAAAAGAGAGGCAAGAGUGCGUCCUGCUUACUGUGAAUGGAUCCUGAACAGUUUUGAGACGA
Phaeodactylum tricornutum CCAP 1055/1 is the source of this 1645-nucleotide messenger RNA. RefSeq lists its product with no specific name. Bases 11 to 1495 code for a protein of 494 amino acids. The record is from RefSeq and is a predicted model, not a curated record. NCBI's taxonomy places the organism in Eukaryota, Bacillariophyta, Bacillariophyceae, Surirellales, Neidiaceae. The transcript has 3 exons.